Saccostrea cuccullata (small rock oyster) is the source of this 783-nucleotide messenger RNA. RefSeq lists its product as uncharacterized. Lineage: Eukaryota; Metazoa; Mollusca; Bivalvia; Ostreida; Ostreidae. The coding region runs from base 7 to 783 and encodes 258 amino acids. The record is from RefSeq and is a predicted model, not a curated record. The transcript has a single exon.
GCGGAAAUGCCUCCCAAAAAUAAGACUAAGCGGAAUUGCAGACUGAGAGACAACGAGGGCAAAGCAUCAAGGUCAAAGAGGUCAAGACAAGAGCGACCAGCGGUAGCGAUAGAGGUUGACGAUAAUCAUACAGUUCAGGAACCAGGUCCUUCAGGAAGCAUCGCCGCCCAAGAGAAUGUAGUUGGUGCCAGAAAGUCAAACUCUACCCCACUGGCCCCAGCACCUGUGCCUGCUUUGGCCAUUGGAUCUCAAUCAGGUACAAGCAUUGGUUAUGAGAAUCAAUAUGUAGAUAGCAUUCAUUCACUAUUGGCUAGCAAUGUCUCUAACUCAUUGAAGUCUAAAAUCAUUAGUUCAGCAUACAUAGAGAUUAGUUUGUUGCUUGAUAACACUUCCCUGACAGAAUCUUCAGAGAAAAAAAUAUUUUUUAAUGAAAAAGGGGAGUUGGUCACAAGAGAGGUUGUUAAACCUAGCAAUAAGAUUCAAAAUAUCAGUAAAUGGACAGAUGCAUUCUUAGUUUACUCUAGCAUUUAUGCUUCAGCCCACCCAGAAUCUUACCAGGGUUUGCUGAAAUAUUUACAUGACAUAAGACUCGGGGCAUCAAGAUGUGGGGAGGGGGAUUUGGGAUGGAAGAAAUAUGAUGAGCAGUUUCGACUUCGCCGCAGUAUCGAUCCCACCAUAGAUUGGUCUAAAGUAGACUAUGAGUUAUGGUUGAUGUUUAUGUCAUCAUCCCCACAAUCUAAACUAACAAUUAAACCGAACAGCCCAGCCUACAACAAGUGCUAA